This is a messenger RNA of Grammomys surdaster, 7103 nucleotides long. It is a transcript of the gene Dmd, whose product is annotated as dystrophin. Bases 1 to 6999 code for a protein of 2332 amino acids. NCBI's taxonomy places the organism in Eukaryota, Metazoa, Chordata, Mammalia, Rodentia, Muridae. The transcript is spliced from 51 exons. The record is from RefSeq and is a predicted model, not a curated record. Gene Ontology annotation, biological process: synaptic signaling. Gene Ontology annotation, cellular component: plasma membrane. Gene Ontology annotation, molecular function: zinc ion binding; protein binding.
AUGAGUGCCCGAAAGCUACGCAAUCUGUCUUACAAAAAGGCUGUGAGGAAACAAAAGUUGCUUGAACAGAGUAUCCAGUCUGCCCAGGAAAUUGAAAAAUCCUUGCACUUAAUUCAGGAGUCGCUUGAAUUCAUUGACAAGCAGUUGGCAGCUUAUAUUGCUGACAAGGUGGAUGCAGCUCAAAUGCCUCAGGAAGCCCAGAAAAUCCAAUCAGAUUUGACAAGUCAUGAGAUAAGUUUAGAGGAAAUGAAGAAACAUAACCAGGGGAAAGAUGCCAACCAAAGAGUUCUUUCACAAAUUGAUGUUGCACAGAAAAAAUUACAAGAUGUCUCCAUGAAAUUUCGAUUAUUCCAAAAACCAGCCAAUUUUGAACAACGUCUAGAAGAAAGUAAGAUGAUUUUAGAUGAAGUAAAGAUGCACUUGCCUGCAUUGGAAACAAAGAGUAUUGAACAGGAAGUAGUCCAGUCACAACUAAGUCAUUGUGUGAAUUUGUAUAAAAGCCUGAGUGAAGUGAAAUCUGAAGUAGAAAUGGUGAUUAAAACCGGACGUCAAAUUGUACAGAAAAAGCAGACAGAAAAUCCCAAAGAGCUUGAUGAAAGAGUAACAGCUUUGAAAUUGCAUUACAAUGAGUUGGGUGCGAAGGUAACAGAGAGAAAGCAACAGUUGGAGAAAUGUUUGAAAUUGUCCCGUAAAAUGAGAAAGGAAAUGAAUGUCUUAACAGAAUGGCUGGCAGCAACAGAUACGGAAUUGACGAAGAGAUCAGCAGUUGAAGGAAUGCCAAGUAAUUUGGAUUCUGAAGUUGCCUGGGGAAAGGCUACUCAGAAAGAGAUUGAGAAACAGAAGGCUCACUUGAAGAGUGUCACAGAACUAGGAGAGUCUUUGAAAACAGUGUUGGGCAAGGAAGAAACCUUGGUGGAAGAUAAACUGAGUCUUCUGAACAGUAACUGGAUAGCUGUCACCUCCAGAGUAGAAGAAUGGCUAAAUCUUUUGUUGGAAUAUCAAAAGCACAUGGAAAACUUUGAUCAGAACAUAGAACAAAUCACAACAUGGAUCAUUCAUGCGGAUGAACUUUUAGAUGAAUCUGAAAAAAAGAAACCACAACAAAAGGAAGACAUUCAUAAGCGUUUAAAGGCUGAAAUGAAUGACAUCAGCCAAAAGGUGGACUCCACACGUGACCAAGCAGCGAAAUUGAUGGCAAACCGCGGUGACCACUGCAGGAAAAUAGUAGAGCCCCAAAUCUCUGAGCUCAACCGUCGAUUUGAAGCUAUUUCUCACAGAAUUAAGACUGGAAAGGCCUCCAUUCCUUUGAAGGAAUUGGAGCAGUUUAACUCAGAUAUACAAAAAUUGCUUGAACCACUGGAGGCUGAAAUUCAGCAGGGGGUGACUCUGAAAGAGGAAGACUUCAAUAAAGAUAUGAGUGAAGACAAUGAGGGCACUGUAAAUGAAUUGUUGCAAAGAGGAGAAAACUUACAACAAAGAAUCACAGAUGAGAGAAAGCGAGAGGAAAUAAAAAUAAAACAGCAGCUGUUACAGAAAAAACACAAUGCUCUCAAGGAUUUGAGAUCUCAAAGAAGAAAAAAGGCGCUAGAAAUUUCUCACCAGUGGUAUCAGUACAAGAGGCAGGCUGAUGAUCUCCUGAAAUGCUUGGAUGAAAUUGAAAAAAAAUUAGCCAGUCUACCUGAACCCAGAGAUGAAAGAAAACUAAAGGAAAUUGAUCGUGAAUUGCAGAAGAAGAAAGAGAAGCUGAAUGCAGUACGCAGGCAAGCUGAGGGCUUGUCUGAGAAUGGGGCCGCAAUGGCAGUGGAGCCAACUCAGAUCCAGCUCAGCAAGCGCUGGCGGGAAAUUGAGAGCAAUUUUGCUCAGUUUCGAAGACUCAACUUUGCACAAAUUCACACUCUCCAUGAAGAAACCAUGGUAGUGAUGACUGAAGAUAUGCCUUUGGAUGUUUCUUAUGUGCCUUCUACUUAUUUGACCGAGAUCAGUCAUAUCUUACAAGCUCUUUCAGAAGUGGAACAACUUUUAAGUGCUCCUGAACUCUGUGCUAAAGAUUUUGAAGAUCUCUUUAAGCAAGAGGAGUCUCUUAAGAAUAUAAAAGACAAUUUGCAACAAAUCUCAGGUCGGAUUGAUGUAAUUCACAAGAAGAAAACAGCAGCCUUGCAAAAUGCCACCCCUAUGGAAAGGGUGAAACUACAGGAAUCAGUGUCACAGAUGGAUUUCCAGUGGGAAAAACUGAAUAGAAUGUAUAAGGAACGACAAGGGCGAUUUGACAGAUCAGUUGAAAAAUGGCGACACUUUCAUUAUGAUAUGAAGGUAUUUAAUCAAUGGCUGAAUGAAGUUGAGCAGUUUUUCAAAAAGACACAAAAUCCUGAAAAUUGGGAACAUGCUAAAUACAAAUGGUAUCUUAAGGAACUCCAGGAUGGCAUUGGGCAGCGCCAAGCUGUUGUCAGAACACUGAAUGCAACUGGGGAAGAAGUAAUUCAACAGUCGUCAAAAACAGAUGCCAAUAUUCUACAAGAAAAAAUAGGAAGCUUGAGUCUACGGUGGCGCGAGAUCUGCAAAGAGCUGGCAGAAAGAAGAAAGAGGACUGAGGAACAAAAGAAUGUCUUGUCAGAAUUUCAAAGAGAUUUAAAUGAAUUUGUCUUGUGGUUGGAAGAAGCUGAUAACAUUGCUACUACUCCACUUGGAGAUGAACAGCAGCUAAAAGAAAAGCUUGAACAAGUCAAGUUACUGGCAGAAGAGCUGCCCCUGCGCCAGGGAAUUUUAAAACAAUUAAAUGAAACAGGAGGAGCAGUACUUGUAAGUGCUCCCAUAAGACCAGAAGAACAAGAUAAACUUGAAAAGAAGCUCAAACAGACAAAUCUCCAGUGGAUAAAGGUCUCCAGAGCUUUACCUGAAAAACAAGGAGAACUUGAGGUUUAUGUAAAAGAUUUUUGGCAGCUUGAAGAGCAGCUAGAUCACCUGCUCCUGUGGCUCUAUCCUAUUAGGAACCAGUUGGAAAUUUAUAACCAACCAAGUCAACCAGGACCAUUUGACCUGAAGGAAACUGAAGUAACAGUUCAAGCUAAACAACCGGAUGUGGAAAGGCUUUUGUCUAAAGGGUAUCAUUUGUAUAAGGAAAAACCAAGCACUCAGCCAGUGAAGAGGAAGUUAGAAGAUCUGAGGUCUGAGUGGGAGGCUGUAAACCAUUUACUAAGGGAGCUGAGGACAAAGCAGCCUGACCGUGCCCCUGGACUGAGCACUACUGGAGCCUCUGCUAGUCAGACUGUUACUCUAGUGACACAACCUGUGGUUACCAAGGAAACUGUCAUCUCCAAACUAGAAAUGCCAUCCUCUUUGCUGUUGGAGGUACCUGCACUGGCAGACUUCAACCGAGCUUGGACAGAACUUACAGACUGGCUGUCUCUUCUUGAUCGAGUUAUAAAAUCACAGAGGGUGAUGGUGGGUGAUCUGGAAGACAUCAAUGAAAUGAUCAUCAAACAGAAGGCAACACUGCAAGAUUUGGAUCAGAGACGCCCCCAGUUGGAAGAACUCAUUACUGCUGCCCAGAAUUUGAAAAACAAAACCAGCAAUCAAGAAGCUAGAACAGUCAUUACUGAUCGAAUUGAAAGAAUUCAGAUUCAGUGGGAUGAGGUACAAGAACAGCUGCAGAACAGGAGACAACAGUUGAAUGAAAUGUUAAAGGAUUCAACACAAUGGCUAGAAGCUAAGGAAAAAGCUGAAGAGGUCAUAGGACAGGCCAGAGGCAAGCUAGACUCAUGGAAAGAAGAUCCUCACACAAUGGACGCAAUCCAAAAGAAGAUCACAGAAACCAAGCAGUUGGCCAAAGACCUCCGCCAACGGCAGAUAAAUGUAGAUGUGACAAAUGAUUUGGCACUGAAACUUCUUCGAGAUUAUUCUGCUGAUGAUACCAGGAAAGUACACAUGAUAACAGAGAAUAUCAAUACUUCUUGGGGAAACAUUCAUAAAAGAGUGAGUGAGCGAGAGGCUGCUUUGGAAGAAACUCAUAGAUUACUGCAGCAGUUCCCUCUGGACCUGGAAAAGUUUCUUUCCUGGAUUACAGAAGCAGAAACAACUGCCAAUGUCCUGCAGGAUGCUUCCCGUAAGGAGAAGCUCCUAGAAGACUCCAGGGGAGUCAGAGAGCUGAUGAAACCAUGGCAAGAUCUCCAAGGAGAAAUUGAAGCUCACACGGACAUCUAUCACAAUCUUGAUGAAAAUGGCCAAAAAAUCCUGAGAUCCCUGGAAGGUUCAGAUGAAGCACCCCUGUUACAAAGACGUUUGGAUAACAUGAAUUUCAAGUGGAGUGAACUUCGGAAAAAGUCUCUCAACAUUAGGUCCCAUUUGGAAGCCAGUUCUGACCAGUGGAAGCGUUUGCAUCUUUCUCUUCAGGAACUUCUUGUGUGGCUACAGCUAAAAGAUGAUGAAUUGAGCCGGCAGGCACCUAUCGGUGGAGAUUUUCCAGCAGUUCAGAAGCAGAAUGAUAUACACAGGGCCUUCAAGAGGGAAUUGAAAACUAAAGAACCUGUAAUCAUGAGUACUCUGGAGACUGUGAGAAUAUUUCUGACGGAGCAGCCUUUGGAAGGACUAGAGAAACUCUACCAGGAGCCUAGAGAGCUGCCUCCUGAAGAAAGAGCUCAGAAUGUCACUCGGCUCCUACGAAAGCAGGCAGAAGAGGUCAACACGGAAUGGGACAAAUUGAACCUGCACUCAGCUGAUUGGCAGAGAAAAAUAGAUGAGGCUCUUGAAAGACUUCAGGAACUUCAGGAAGCUGCCGAUGAACUGGACCUCAAGUUGCGCCAAGCUGAGGUGAUCAAGGGAUCCUGGCAGCCAGUGGGGGAUCUCCUCAUUGACUCUCUCCAAGAUCACCUUGAAAAAGUCAAGGCACUUCGGGGAGAAAUUGCACCGCUUAAGGAGAAUGUCAAUCAUGUCAAUGACCUUGCGCAUCAGCUGACCACAUUGGGCAUUCAGCUCUCACAGUAUAACCUCAGCACUCUGGAAGAUCUGAAUACCAGAUGGAGGCUUCUGCAGGUGGCUGUGGAGGACCGUGUCAGGCAGCUGCAUGAAGCCCACAGGGACUUUGGCCCAGCAUCUCAGCACUUCCUUUCCACUUCAGUCCAGGGUCCCUGGGAGAGAGCCAUCUCACCAAACAAAGUGCCCUACUAUAUCAACCACGAGACCCAAACAACUUGUUGGGACCAUCCCAAAAUGACAGAGCUCUACCAGUCUUUAGCUGACCUGAAUAAUGUCAGGUUCUCCGCUUAUAGGACUGCCAUGAAGCUCAGAAGACUCCAGAAGGCCCUUUGCUUGGAUCUCUUGAGCCUGUCGGCUGCAUGUGAUGCAUUGGACCAGCACAAUCUCAAGCAAAAUGACCAGCCCAUGGAUAUCCUGCAGAUAAUUAACUGUUUGACUACUAUUUAUGAUCGUCUGGAGCAAGAGCACAACAAUUUGGUCAAUGUCCCUCUCUGUGUGGAUAUGUGUCUCAACUGGCUUCUCAAUGUUUAUGACACGGGACGAACAGGGAGGAUCCGUGUCCUGUCUUUUAAAACUGGCAUCAUUUCUCUGUGUAAAGCACACUUGGAAGACAAGUACAGAUACCUUUUCAAGCAAGUGGCAAGUUCAACUGGCUUUUGUGACCAGCGUAGGCUGGGUCUUCUUCUGCAUGAUUCUAUUCAAAUCCCAAGACAGUUGGGUGAAGUUGCCUCCUUUGGGGGCAGUAACAUUGAGCCGAGUGUCAGGAGCUGCUUCCAAUUUGCCAAUAAUAAACCUGAGAUUGAAGCUGCUCUCUUCCUUGACUGGAUGCGCCUGGAACCCCAGUCUAUGGUGUGGCUGCCCGUCUUGCACAGAGUGGCUGCUGCGGAAACUGCCAAGCAUCAAGCCAAAUGUAACAUCUGUAAGGAGUGUCCAAUCAUUGGAUUCAGGUACAGAAGCCUAAAGCACUUUAACUAUGACAUCUGCCAAAGCUGCUUUUUUUCUGGCCGAGUUGCAAAGGGCCAUAAAAUGCACUACCCCAUGGUAGAGUAUUGCACUCCGACUACAUCCGGAGAAGAUGUUCGUGACUUUGCCAAGGUACUGAAAAACAAAUUUCGAACCAAAAGGUAUUUUGCGAAGCAUCCCCGAAUGGGCUACCUGCCAGUGCAGACUGUGUUAGAGGGGGACAACAUGGAAACUCCCGUUACUCUGAUCAACUUCUGGCCAGUAGAUUCUGCGCCUGCCUCGUCCCCCCAGCUUUCACACGAUGAUACUCAUUCACGCAUUGAACAUUAUGCUAGCAGGCUAGCAGAAAUGGAAAACAGCAAUGGAUCUUAUCUAAAUGAUAGCAUCUCUCCUAAUGAGAGCAUAGAUGAUGAACAUUUGUUAAUCCAGCAUUACUGCCAAAGUUUGAACCAGGACUCCCCCCUGAGCCAGCCUCGUAGUCCUGCCCAGAUCUUGAUUUCCUUAGAGAGUGAGGAAAGAGGGGAGCUAGAGAGAAUCCUAGCAGAUCUUGAGGAAGAAAACAGGAAUCUGCAAGCAGAAUAUGAUCGUCUGAAGCAGCAGCAUGAGCAUAAAGGCCUGUCCCCACUGCCGUCUCCUCCUGAGAUGAUGCCCACCUCUCCCCAGAGUCCCAGGGAUGCUGAGCUCAUUGCUGAGGCCAAGCUACUGCGCCAACACAAAGGACGCCUGGAAGCCAGGAUGCAAAUCCUGGAAGACCACAAUAAACAGCUGGAGUCUCAGUUACAUAGACUGAGGCAGCUUCUGGAGCAACCCCAGGCUGAGGCUAAGGUGAAUGGCACCACAGUGUCCUCUCCUUCUACCUCUCUGCAGAGGUCAGAUAGCAGUCAGCCUAUGCUGCUCCGAGUGGUUGGCAGUCAAACUUCAGAAUCUAUGGGUGAGGAAGAUCUUCUGAGUCCUCCUCAGGACACAAGCACAGGGUUAGAAGAAGUGAUGGAGCAACUCAACAACUCCUUCCCUAGUUCAAGAGGAAGAAAUGCCCCUGGAAAGCCAAUGAGAGAGGACACAAUGUAGGAAGCCUUUUCCACAUGGCAGAUGAUUUGGGCAGAGCGAUGGAGUCCUUAGUUUCAGUCAUGACAGAUGAAGAAGGAGCAGAAUAAAUGUUUUACAACUCCUGA